AGAAACAAUGUACUUCCAAAAGGAAGACCUUGAUCUGGUGCUUGUGCCUACUGGGUUGCUCAUCAUGUUUUCAUACCAUCUCUUCCUCCUCUACAGAUACCUUAAUCUUCCUCACACCACCGCUCUCGGCUUCGAGAACCAUAACAAGAGAGCUUGGGUUGAAAAAAUUGUGCUGAAUUACAACAGGGAUACGACCGGUGCAGCAGUUUCUGUGAUAUCAAGCAACAUAUCAGCAGCAACUUUCUUAUCUACAAUCUCCAUUACCCUCAGCUCUCUCAUUGGAGCGUGGCUUGGAAGUUCUUCCAAUAACGUAUUUCAGAGCAGCUUAAUUUAUGGGGACACCAGGGCUGCAACCAUUUCAAUCAAAUACAUAAUCCUUGUCGUAUGUUUUCUUCUAGCCUUUUCAUGUUUUGUCCAAUCAAUAAGGCAUUUUGUGCAUGCAAACUAUCUGAUUAGCAUACCAGAGAGUGAAAUACCUCUGCAAUUUGUUGAGACUGCAGUUAUAAAGGGAGGUGAUUUUUGGUAUCUAGGACUUAGAGCUCUUUAUUUUGCUCUUAAUUUGCUUCUAUGGUUUUUUGGUCCAAUACCCAUGUUUAUUUCCUCAAUUGCUAUGGUAAUUAUCCUUCAUCACCUUGACAUCAAUCAAACUCCGUUGCACCGUUAUUCGUCUCCUGCAGACCGCAAAAAUGCGUCGGUGACAGAAUAUCCGCGGUGGCACAAUGAAGUUCGAUCAAGUUCCACAAAAGAAUAUAUCAACUCAAAGAAGUCAGAGUUCCGUGAGGUUAUAGUUCAACCCAUAAUCAGUUUGGCUCAACAUUUAUCCGACCCAGCAUAAGCUCGUUGAGAUAUAACUCGACCCAACAUAAGCUAGUCGCGACUAAUCCUGACAGUUGUUCAAGCAAAUCACAGGUAAGGUCAAAUCUCAGAUAUUUCAGAAGGGAUCAGAUAAACAUCAAUAAUGGUGAGAUCUUAGAGCUCAAUUGCGAGAAUAUCAGAGUUGCAUUUCAAUCUUAAUUGUAAUUCUUUUAAUUUCGCUUUUUCCUUUGUAAAAAAUUUGUAUAUAAAUCCCUUCGAACGAUGGAAAACAAGUUAGCAAAUUAUUCUAGGCAUUAUACUAUUUUCUU
Pistacia vera is the source of this 1124-nucleotide messenger RNA. RefSeq lists its product as uncharacterized. The transcript has 2 exons. NCBI's taxonomy places the organism in Eukaryota, Viridiplantae, Streptophyta, Magnoliopsida, Sapindales, Anacardiaceae. The record is from RefSeq and is a predicted model, not a curated record. The coding region runs from base 8 to 835 and encodes 275 amino acids.